Tetrahymena thermophila SB210 is the source of this 1674-nucleotide messenger RNA. RefSeq lists its product as hypothetical. NCBI's taxonomy places the organism in Eukaryota, Ciliophora, Oligohymenophorea, Hymenostomatida, Tetrahymenidae. The transcript has a single exon. The record is from RefSeq and is a predicted model, not a curated record.
AUGACUAUUUUAAAGUUAUUUAUAGCCUCACUUUUAGUAUACUAAAUAUUCGCUACACCUGGUGUUGAUGUUACUUGCUCUGCUGUAACAUGUACAACUUCUGGAACUUGCCCAAAUCCUCCAACUGUUCCGGGUAGCUUGACCUGGUAGAAUGGUGGAGAUACUGGAAAAUGUGCUAUUAAUAGCUGUCCUGCAAAUACUUAAUCAGGACUUACUGGUGCUUCUGAUCUCUUCUGCCAAUCUUGUCCUGGUACUACUGUAGAUGGUGUUAAAGCUAUCUAUGCUAAUACUGCAUUAACUGGUUGUGUUGCUGCAAUUGAAACUUGUGGUGCUACUAGAGCUGAAAACACUUGGACAAACUCAGAUUGCCUUGCCUGUAAUGGAAGUAGUAGCUAAUAUGCUAAGGCUGAUAAAUCUGGUUGCUAAGCAAGUCCUGUAUCUACUGCUGCUGGUGCUGAUGUUACUUGCUCUGAUACAACAUGCACAACUUCUGGAACUUGCCCAAAUCCUCCAACUGUUCCGGGUAGCUUGACCUGGUAGAAUGGUGGAGAUACUGGAAAAUGUGCUAUUAAUAGCUGUCCUGCAAAUACUUCAUCAGGACUUACUGGUGCUUCUGAUCUCUUCUGCCAAUCUUGUCCUGGUACUACUGUAGAUGGUGUUAAAGCUAUCUAUGCUAAUACUGCAUUAACUGGUUGUGUUGCUGCAAUUGAAACUUGUGGUGCUACUAGAGCUGAAAACACUUGGACAAACUCAGAUUGCCUUGCCUGUAAUGGAAGUAGUAGCUAAUAUGCUAAGGCUGAUAAAUCUGGUUGCUAAGCAAGUCCUGUAUCUACUGCUGCUGGUGCUGAUGUUACUUGCUCUGCUGCAACAUGCACAACUUCUGGAACUUGCCCAAAUCCUCCAACUGCUCCUGCUGGUUUGACCUGGUAGAAUGGUGAAGAUACUGGAAAAUGUGCUAUUAAUAGCUGUCCUGCAAAUACUUCAUCAGGACUUACUGGUGCUUCUGAUCUCUUCUGCCAAUCUUGUCCUGGUACUACUGUAGAUGGUGUUAAAGCUAUCUAUGCUAAUACUGCAUUAACUGGUUGUGUUGCUGCAAUUUAAACUUGUGGUGCUACUAGAGCUGAUAACACUUGGACAAACUCAGAUUGCCUUGCCUGUAAUGGAAGUAGCAGCUAAUAUGCUAAGGCUGAUAGAUCUGGUUGCUAAGCAAGUCCUGUAUCUAUUGCUGCUGGUGCUGAUGUUACUUGCUCUGCUGCAACAUGCACAACUUCUGGAACUUGCCCAAAUCCUCCUACUGCUCCUGCUGGUUUGAACUGGUAGAAUGGUGUUGUUACUGGAAAAUGUGCUAUAAAUAGCUGUCCUGCAAAUACUUCAUCAGGACUUACUGGUGCUUCUGAUCUCUUCUGCCAAUCUUGCCCUGGUACUACCGUCGGUAGAGUUACAGCUGUCUAUGCUAAUACUGCUUUAACUGGUUGUGUUGCUGCAACUGCAACUUGUAGUGCUAAUAGAACUGCUAAUACAUGGACUAAUGCUGAUUGCCUUGCAUGUAAUGGAAGUAGCAGCUAAUAUGCUAAGGCUGAUAAAUCUAGUUGCUAAGCAACAGCUCCUUCUUCUUCAACAAACUCAAUGAUAAUUUUGAGCUCAGUUUUAUUUUUAAUUUCAUUCCUUUUCUGA